Musa acuminata AAA Group (dessert banana) is the source of this 871-nucleotide messenger RNA. RefSeq names its product protein CURVATURE THYLAKOID 1A, chloroplastic. The transcript has 5 exons. The coding region runs from base 165 to 689 and encodes 174 amino acids. The record is from RefSeq and is a predicted model, not a curated record. Gene Ontology annotation, cellular component: thylakoid; chloroplast thylakoid membrane. NCBI's taxonomy places the organism in Eukaryota, Viridiplantae, Streptophyta, Magnoliopsida, Zingiberales, Musaceae.
ACCAAUAAGAAGAAGUCCAUCUGCCACCUGUCUAUUGGAUAGUGGACAGAGGUUGGGUGGCCAAAUCACUUGGGCAUUUUUGAGGGGAGGCAAGCAAAAGCAAGACCAAUCUGAAAGCCGGAGAAGGGGGAAGGAAGCAAUCGCCGAAGUCAACAGCGAGCUCCAUGGCGGCGACGGCGUUUGCAGCAGCGUCCCCUCCGGCAGCGGUGCUCUCUGGAUCUCGCCUCCUCGCGCCCGCGCCCGGUUCAGCCUCUCACCGGGCCCCAGUCCUCCUCCUCCCGCCGCCGCCUCGCCGCUCCUUCUCGUCUCCUCCCAUUUCUCUUUCCUCCUCCCAACCCCGUGAUCAUUGCAGGUUCUCUUCGCUACGGGCGAGAGCGACUUCUUCAUCGGAGGAGUCAUCUGGGUCUGGUGAUGAGCUGCUGGCUGAUUUGAAGGAGAAAUGGGAUUCGAUCGAGAACAAAUCUACUGUCUUAUUGUAUGGGGGUGGUGCAAUUGUUGCGGUGUGGCUAUCUUCCGUUGUUGUUGGUGCCAUCAACUCGGUUCCUCUGCUUCCAAAGAUCAUGGAAUUAGUGGGUCUCGGAUACACUGGAUGGUUUGUAUACCGCUACCUACUUUUCAAGGAUAGCAGAAAAGAACUAGUCAAUGACAUUGAAGCUUUAAAGAAGAAGAUUGCUGGAACAGGGGAAUAAUUGAGUAAGCCUGCAAUCUCUUGGGAUUAUCUUGAUGACCUGUAUAGGAUACACUAAUAUAGUAUAUUUAUCAGUGUUGUAUGCUAUUUCUUGUAUUGAGAAGUGUCCUCCUUGUAAUGCCAGUAACUAUUUGUGAUCAGAAAUUUCCGUCAGGGAAAAUAAAAGAGAUUAUUGUUUAUCCA